This is a messenger RNA of Dromaius novaehollandiae (emu), 1918 nucleotides long. RefSeq names its product scavenger receptor class A member 5 (gene SCARA5). Gene Ontology annotation, biological process: iron ion transmembrane transport. Gene Ontology annotation, cellular component: terminal bouton; dendrite; synaptic cleft. Gene Ontology annotation, molecular function: ferritin receptor activity. The transcript is spliced from 9 exons. Lineage: Eukaryota; Metazoa; Chordata; Aves; Casuariiformes; Dromaiidae. The coding region runs from base 154 to 1626 and encodes 490 amino acids. The record is from RefSeq and is a predicted model, not a curated record.
GCGUCGCCUCGCCCGGCGGCCGGGCACCCCCAUGGGAGGGGGCCGCGGGCCCUGCAGCCCCGGCGGCUCCGCGCCCCCCCGGCCGCCCCCGCUCCGCUCCCCCCCGGCCGAGGCGAGACGGCGGCAGCAGCAGCCUCGCCGCGCAGCGGGAGGAUGGAGAACAAGGCCAUGUAUCUUCACACCUUCAGUGAGAGGGAGAACGGCUCCAUCUUCGAGGAGCCCUUCGAGGGAAGGAACCUCUCCAAGCUGAACCUCUGCGAGGACGGUCCCGGCAGGAGGAUGAAGGCGGCCGGGCGCUGCGGCCGGCUGGGCUCCCUGGCAGCGCUGAAGUACGCCGUGGUGGGGCUCUACCUCCUCGUCUUCCUCAUCCUUGUCGGGGUCUUCAUCCUCGCAGUCUCUAGGCCACAGACCUCCCCCGAGGACCUGAAGGUGCUGAUGGGCAACGUGAACCACCUGAACGAGAGUUUCCGGGACAUGCAGCUGAAGCUGCUGCACCUACCUCUGAAAGGGGAUGUGAUCGAUCACAUCUGGAGGCUCCAGGACCUGCUGCAGAACCACUCGGACUCCUUGUUCCUCAUGACGGGAUCACUGCAGAAGCUGGAAGGGCUUCUCUGGAGCCUGCAGACCCAGGCCAGCCAAACCGACAAGGCUGUGUCCAACCUCUGGGACAGCUUGGCUCAGCAGAGCGACACAGCUCAGCAGGAGAUGUACAAGCUCUCCGUGGAAGGCAACAGCAGUCGGUUGCUGCUCCAGCACCACGACCACCUCCUGACCCACCUCAGCAGCAGGGUGGAGAGCCUGAGCGACCAGGUGACGGCGGCAAGUGGGGCCGUGGACACCAUGAACAGGACCUUCUCUUACGACGUGAACAUCCACCACACCCGCAUCCAGGACCUGCAGGUGCUCAUCAGCAACGCCACUGAAGAUGCCCGGCAGAUGCGUCUCAUCCACAUAGCCAUGGAAGAGCAGCUGAAGCACGAGCUGGCCAUCCUCAACAACGUGACGGAAGACCUGCGGCUCAAGGACUGGGAACACUCGGUCGCUCUGAAGAACAUCUCCGUGAUACGGGGGCCUCCAGGACCCAAAGGAGACCAAGGCAAUGAAGGAGUGGAAGGUGAACCCGGUCUUCCCGGCCUCCCUGGGCUGCGAGGGCUACCCGGGGAGAGAGGACCACCAGGACCACGUGGCUUGAAAGGGGACCAAGGAGACCUUGGCCCUCCGGGUCCAACAGGAUUGCGGGGAUUCAGAGGUGACCGAGGCCCGAAGGGCGAGAAGGGCGACCGCGGCGGCGAUGCGGCCACGGAGGAGGGGACGAUCCGGCUGGUGAACGGCUCCGGCUCCCACGAAGGGCGGGUGGAGGUCUUCUACGACCGCCGCUGGGGCACGGUGUGCGACGACGGCUGGGACAAGAAGGACGGCGACGUGGUGUGCCGCAUGCUGGGCUUCCGCGGGGCCGAGGAGGUGUACCGCAUGGCGCGGUUCGGCCAAGGCACGGGCAGGAUCUGGAUGGACGACGUCUCCUGCAAGGGCACGGAGGAGAGCCUUCUGCACUGCAGCUUCUCCAGCUGGGGCAAGACGAACUGCGGCCACGCCGAGGACGCCAGCGUCAAGUGCCUCGCGCCGUGAGCCGGCGCCGGGACUGCGCCGGGCCGGAGGAGAGGGCGGCACGCGGGAACGCGCCACGCGGGAAUACGGCACGCGGGAAGGCGGCUUUGCCCCGCUCGCCUCCCGCACGGCUUUGCCUUCCUCCCCAGCAUCGGGCCGACCCGGAGUCUUCCUCGCCCCAAGCCUCGGCGCUGCCGGAGCAGGCGGACGGCCGGACCCGCCACCGCCGCCCGGCCCGGCCGGCCGCUCCCGCCUGCGCUUCCUCAAAUGUUUUAUUAGAGAAUAAUAAUAAAUACCUUUUUAUGAUUGUUUA